AUGGACAAGCCAACAGUGUUGGACGGCGACUUCGAGACUGAGCUACGUCGCCAUUUUCCGGAUGCCGACCAAUAUGGAACAUUGUUCGCAUUACGUGCUUUCACCAUUAAUUCGAAAGCCUUGCACAAUACUCACAUGGCUUACUUGCGUGCUGGCGCUCGGAUAAUAAGGACUAAUACAUAUCGAAUAAUCCCGGACGUUAUGCAACUUUUGCAACUCGAUUCGAUUGAAUAUAUGUCACUGAUAUAUCUGGCCGUAAUUGCAGCCAACACGGCCGUGAAAAUGUAUGCCAUCGAGAUGGGAUACGACCUCAAUUCCGAAGAAUACAAACGUAAUCGACCUUUAGUAGCAGGUUCCUGCGGCAGUUGCCUAUUUUCGCUUGUCCAUAAUAUGCGUGAUAAAUGGAAUAUACCAGUGGAGGUCUUGCAUAGGUUGUCGCAAACCGAAAUAAUACAGUUUCAUAAAACUCGUGUGAUGAAGUUAUUGCGGGCUGGUGUCGACUUGUUGACAUUCGAGUCUAUUCCUACUAUGAAUGAGCUCAGGGCUAUAUUCACUUUGUUAAAAUCGUAUAAGACAGCUCGCGUUUUGAUCUCACUUUUAUGUUCGGAUGAUGGAAGACUAAUGGACGGCCAUGAUUUUAGAGAUGUAGUUAGGAGAAUACGUUAUUUAUUGCCCUGUCAACUUUUCACGAUCGGUGCCGAAUGCCGAAGACCGGAAACAAUGAUCACCAUUAUGGAAAGCAUCAACUCACACGGGAGAGCAAAGAUCCCGUUUCUGUUGUAUAUUGACAAAAGUCAUACUUUGGAGAAUACCGGUGCAUCUAGCGCGGCACCGUCUCAGAGUCAUGUACAGGAAUUGAUAGCACGCGGAAUACGUUACAUUGCCGGUGGUAUCGAGACAAACGCGAUGGACACAAGAGUGAUUUGCACAUAUGUGGACAGUUUUUGUCGACCGACUUGUCAAGAUGACGUGUCUUCGGGCGAGGCCUCUACGUCUUUUAAGCCGAGCUCCUACCAAAAUAUCAAAACUCUAUCCAAAUUAUAA
Molecule: messenger RNA, 1044 nt
Organism: Dinoponera quadriceps
Lineage: Eukaryota; Metazoa; Arthropoda; Insecta; Hymenoptera; Formicidae
Product: homocysteine S-methyltransferase-like
Exons: 1
Coding region: 1-1044 (347 amino acids)
Biological process (GO): S-methylmethionine cycle
Molecular function (GO): S-adenosylmethionine-homocysteine S-methyltransferase activity
Source: RefSeq, a predicted model, not a curated record